GCGACGCGACGCGACCGGACCAGUGUGGAAGCUUCGGAGCUCGCUCGUCGGCUCGGCGCUCCCCUCUGGCCCCCGCGGGGUCUGGACGGCGGCGUGGUUCAUCCGGGCUUCCUUGCUCUCGCGGCCCGGGAAGAGAGGGAGAGGGAGGACUGUUGCUGGCGUUCGGGACUCCGGCCGUCUGUCGGGAAAUAAUGCAAAAGCUGUCCCAAGGCUCUUGACCAGUGAACAAAGAUUUGAGAAAGACAGCCAAGCCCAUGUUUUCUCCUGAUCAAGAAAAUCACCCUUCCAAAGCCCCAGUAAAAUACGGUGAACUCAUCGUCCUGGGGUAUAAUGGGUCUCUCCCAAAUGGCGAUAGAGGAAGGAGGAAAAGUAGGUUUGCUCUGUAUAAACGACCUAAAGCAAAUGGGGUGAAGCCCAGCACUGUGCACAUCGCCUGCACCCCUCAGGCUGCAAAGGCAAUAAGCAACAAGGACCAGCACAGCAUAUCGUACACUCUGUCUCGGGCCCAGACAGUGGUUGUUGAAUAUACUCACGACAGCAGCACCGACAUGUUUCAGAUUGGUCGAUCAACUGAGAGUCCUAUUGAUUUUGUAGUAACCGACACAGUUCCUGGAAGUCAAAGUAAUUCUGAUACACAGUCUGUACAAAGCACUAUAUCAAGAUUUGCCUGUAGAAUCAUAUGUGAACGGAAUCCCCCCUUUACAGCCCGAAUUUAUGCUGCGGGAUUUGAUUCAUCAAAAAACAUCUUUCUUGGGGAAAAGGCUGCCAAAUGGAAGACCUCUGAUGGGCAGAUGGAUGGCUUGACCACCAAUGGAGUCCUUGUGAUGCAUCCACGCAACGGGUUCACGGAAGACUCCAAGCCGGGAAUAUGGAGAGAAAUAUCAGUGUGUGGAAAUGUAUUCAGUCUGCGCGAAACCAGAUCAGCUCAGCAGAGGGGAAAGAUGGUGGAAAUGGAAACGAAUCAGUUACAAGAUGGCUCGCUGGUGGACCUCUGCGGCGCAACCUUGCUGUGGCGUACUGCAGAAGGCCUUUCCCAUACUCCCACCGUGAAGCAUCUGGAAGCUUUGAGACAGGAAAUCAAUGCAGCCCGGCCUCAGUGCCCCGUCGGGUUUAACACGCUAGCAUUCCCAAGCAUGAAGAGGAAAGACGUCGUCGAUGAAAAACAGCCGUGGGUAUACCUAAACUGCGGCCACGUCCACGGCUACCAUGACUGGGGAAACAAGGAAGAGCGUGACGGCAAAGACCGGGAGUGUCCUAUGUGUAGGUCUGUGGGUCCCUACGUCCCUCUGUGGCUUGGGUGUGAAGCUGGGUUUUAUGUGGACGCCGGCCCUCCAACCCAUGCGUUCAGCCCUUGUGGGCAUGUGUGUUCAGAAAAGACAACGGCCUACUGGUCCCAGAUCCCGCUUCCGCAUGGCACACACACGUUCCACGCAGCCUGCCCCUUCUGUGCGCAUCAGCUGGCUGGUGAGCAAGGCUACAUCAGACUUAUUUUCCAAGGACCGCUGGACUAACGGACAGUUGUCCCUCAGGACUGCAUUUUACAUUUAUAAGCUAAGUGAGUUGGGUUUUCCAACCCGUUGUCCAUGUCAGUUUCUCUGCUCUGGUCAUUUGCAUUAAAAUGAAGAAAUUUUUUAAAUAUUUAUAAUCAGCGUCAAUUUCUGAGCAAAAUCUUAAGCAAAGGAAUUUUUGAAAGUUCUAGACUUCUGAAUUCUGAGUUUUGAAACUAUAUUUUGAGGAGAACAAGACAUAAGUCUAAUUUGAUGCCUUCAUUUUAGUUUUUGAAUCACCCAGCCUCAGUGCUGAGAAAUUGUUUUAUAUAACUGAGGGUACUGUUGGUUCAAACUAUGUUAGUUUACAGUUUGUUGCAAACAUUGUACAAUACAGCAACUUGUAUGUUAAAUUUUCUUCUAUUUAUCUUGAUCACAGAGAAUCGAAUGUUCUUAACAGAGCAGCAUGGUAGCUGGUGUCGCACGCCUUGGGUGUGAAUGGCAGUUAGUGCGCACGCAGCUCAACAGUUGCAAAGUCGAGAAGGACCAGAGAGCCUCUCCCUAGCCCCACAUAAACAGGGGAUUUGGUAAUUUCGAUACUUUGUAAAACCAGAUUCAUAUUAGUUACCAUUGUCUCAGAGGUGUUUGUUUUUAACCACAUCGAAGUUAACCAGGAAAGACUUUUUUCCUUAAUGUUUCUCUCAAGUGUAGUACUAUAACAAAAGUACAGUCUAAAGAACGUUUUAUACGCUCCUUUGAAUAUGCAGUUUAAUCCAGAUUACCUAUUUUUCUCCCGUGAUAACUAACCUGUUUUUAGUACCAGCACCAUUUGGCAAGUUUAUUUUUUUGAUAUAAACUGUGAUUCAUCUGUUCACUGUUUUUAGGGGGGGGGGAGAGCAUUCCUAUAAGAAAAAGUAUAAAUUAAUAAAAAGAGUGACUUGAUUGCUUUUAGAGAAAAAAAAAAGAAAAUGUUUUGUUAAUUAUUCUACAUAUGGCAUUAUCCAGGCAUUGGAAAAUCUAGAGACAGAAAGGGUUGAACGACCAUAGUACCUCCCUUUUUUAGCCUAGCAGACCAAGCUUAACUGUGGGCUUGGAUGCUAAGGAGUUGCAGCGUAGCCCAAGGAAGCGCUUGGCUGGCGGUGAGCGUCACCAGUGAGGCAGAGCGGAGGAGCGCCCUGCAGGGGCUGCCCGUUCUUGAACUCCCGUGGACACUGUGCUUCUGAGGCGAGACGACACUUCUCUCCACUCCAAGCCUUCUGUAAACAAGCACCAGAAGUACAGACAAUUGCACUACACCAAACCCUGUGUGACACUUACAGAAAUCAGUCGACUUUCGAUUAGGCAGAAUCAUCUCUCAGUCUUUUGAUUUCUUUCCUUUAGUUUGAAAGGUUGUAUAAUACUUAAUUGACCAUAGCAAAUUUUUGUAUGUAGUAGCAUAGCUUUAAUUUAUCCUAUAACAUUAAUGUUCUGACUUUUUAAAAAAAUGCUUAGAAGCCAUGAACUAUUUUAUUUUAUUUUAUUUUUUGUCAACGUUUCUUGUUUUGAAAAGAGGAUCAUUUGGGUUCACUCAGGAAAUGCAUGUCAGGAAACUAGUAUUAUAAGUUAGUUGUGAUGUAUCAGUAACUGCUGGUUACCCCCUUUUCAGAGAAUUUAACUGAUUUUUGACGUUUUCUAGGUUGUCCCAUGCUCUGUGACUAAUGCGAGGAAACUUGAGUCCUGUGUCGUGUGUGUUCUUGUCAUUUCCAUUCAGGCUGUGUAUUGUAGCUUAAUUUUUAUUUGCAAUUAAUUUAUUCAAACUAAGUAAAUACUUUUCAAAAUAAACAUGUGAAUUUGC
Messenger RNA from Jaculus jaculus (lesser Egyptian jerboa), 3321 nucleotides. It is a transcript of the gene Peli1, whose product is annotated as pellino E3 ubiquitin protein ligase 1. Gene Ontology annotation, biological process: protein K48-linked ubiquitination; regulation of Toll signaling pathway. Gene Ontology annotation, molecular function: ubiquitin protein ligase activity; protein binding. Bases 255 to 1511 code for a protein of 418 amino acids. The record is from RefSeq and is a predicted model, not a curated record. The transcript is spliced from 7 exons. NCBI's taxonomy places the organism in Eukaryota, Metazoa, Chordata, Mammalia, Rodentia, Dipodidae.